AUGGCUUCCACGCCGGCGGACGGAGCAGGCGAGCCGGUGGAGGCCAAGGGCAAGGGGAAGGAGGAGGGGGAGAAGAAGAAGGCGGGAGGAGGGGUGCUGGGGAGGAUGUGGCGCGGCCUCUUCGGCGGCCGCGAGGACUACGAGAAGCGCCUGCAGUACCUGUCCAAGGAGGAGGCCGCCGUGCACGCGCGGACGCGCCGCCGGACCCAGUUCUCCCGCCGCACCGUCCGCAACAUCAUCGUCCUCUCCGUCAUCGCCGAGGCUGUGGCUGUUGGUUAUGCUAUCAUGAUGACAAGAGACGAAGAUCUCACUUGGCAAAUGAGGGCAAUUCGAGUGCUGCCUAUGUUUGUUUUGCCUGCCAUAUGGUCUGUGGUAUAUUCAGCAGUCGUAAACUUCACAAGGAUGCUUGAACGGAAAGAUGAGAAAACACUUGAAAAGUUGAGAGCUGAAAGGAAAGCCAAGAUUGAUGAACUGAAAGAACGGACGAAUUAUUACCUUACCCAACAACUUAUCCAGAAAUAUGAUCUUGAUCCAGCUGCAAAAGCUGCUGCAGCUUCGGUUUUGGCAUCUAAGCUGGGAGCGGAUUCUGGCUUAAGAGUACAUCUUGGGGAAGAACCAAAUUCUGAUGCAGCAGUGGUUAUGAGCAACAAUGCUGAGAUAUUGCCAUCAGAUGGGCUGAGAAACAGGAAGCAACCCAAUGCAAGAGGCAGCAGGACUGGUAGCACUACAGCUGCUCAUACUUCGGCACAAGGUGCUGAAUCUAGCCCAGCUCUUAAUGCUGGCCUGGAAAACGUACAGCUUACAAGGGCUGUAGAACAUUAUCAAGGCUCUGGGGCAAGUGAUGGUGGAUGGAUUGCAAAAAUCGCUGCCUUACUUGUUGGGGAGGACCCGUCACAGUCGUACGCUUUGAUCUGCGGCAAUUGCCAUAUGCAUAAUGGCUUGGCCCGGAAGGAAGAUUACCCACACAUUACAUACUAUUGCCCACAUUGUCAUGCUCUAAACACAUCAAAGAACUCGAUGGGGCAAUACUCAGGCUCCAACUCAGGCCCAUCGACCCCAGUUGCUCCUGCUGAUGUGAUAUCUGCUGCCAGCUCAGUAGUAGAGAGUGAAUUGAUUAACUUGGCUACAGUGCAGGAGUUGCCAAAGGAAGAACACGCGGAGAAGGAAGUGGAGGCAAGUUGA
Molecule: messenger RNA, 1182 nt
Organism: Triticum turgidum subsp. durum (durum wheat)
Lineage: Eukaryota; Viridiplantae; Streptophyta; Magnoliopsida; Poales; Poaceae
Source: the annotation of a GenBank genome assembly